Molecule: messenger RNA, 481 nt
Organism: Melozone crissalis (California towhee)
Lineage: Eukaryota; Metazoa; Chordata; Aves; Passeriformes; Passerellidae
Product: galectin-related protein A-like
Exons: 4
Coding region: 50-481 (143 amino acids)
Molecular function (GO): carbohydrate binding
Source: RefSeq, a predicted model, not a curated record
CUCCGCCGGGGACUGCAGCGGCGAGGCAAGUGUAGGAGGGAGAGCGGUGAUGACAGAGGAGAGGUGUGCCAAAGUGGAGCAGUAUGUUGGUGAGAUUAAAGGUGGCCUGAGACCAACCAUGAAGCUCACAGUCAUAGGCAUGGUACACGCCAAACCCAAGAGCUUUUCAGUAACCCUGCUCUGUGAUCCAGUGGAUGCCAACAAAGAUGUUGGGCUGUUAUUCACAGUUAACUUCAGUGAGAAAUCCAUCACUCGAAAUGCACGAAUUGCUGGGAAAUGGGGAAGAGAAGAGAAGACUAUUCCCUACUUUCCAUUUACAGCAGGCGACACGUUCAAGAUGGAGCUCUUAUGUGAACACCAGCAAAUACGAGUCUUGCUGGAUGGACGGCAGCUCUGCGACUUCACUCACCGCGUUCAGCCUCUGAACUUGGUGAAAGCUUUGCGGAUCUCAGGGGACAUCAAGCUUACCAAAGUGGCUUGA